Penicillium griseofulvum is the source of this 1110-nucleotide messenger RNA. RefSeq lists its product as uncharacterized. Gene Ontology annotation, molecular function: DNA-binding transcription factor activity, RNA polymerase II-specific. Bases 1 to 1110 code for a protein of 369 amino acids. Gene Ontology annotation, biological process: regulation of transcription by RNA polymerase II. The record is from RefSeq and is a predicted model, not a curated record. Lineage: Eukaryota; Fungi; Ascomycota; Eurotiomycetes; Eurotiales; Aspergillaceae. The transcript has a single exon.
AUGACGUCGCAUCAGGGGCGAUCCAACGUUUGGCAGCGGGUUAUCCCCGAAUUAGCAAGCGAAAAUCGAUAUCUGAUGCAUCUGCUCCUAGCAUUAGGGGGUAUACAUAUGGUCAAACAAAAAGUCGAUGCUAGUGGCACUGUGAGGUUCGGAGACUCAGAUACGGUGGACUUGGCGAUCAUCAUGGAACAUCAUCAAAGAGGGUUGGAAGGCUUUAGAGAAGAGGUCUCCCGCCUUUCUCCCUCGAAUGCCGAAGCUGUUUUCACGGGAUCAUUACUUGUGGUUGCAUUUGCAUUCGCAUUCCUCAAGAUUCAGGACCUCAACCCGCUCACUAGACCUACCGAAGAGAUGAGCGGCGCCAUGGCAGAUAUUCCUUCCACAAAUAGUAUCCCACGCCUCAACUGGCUGUACCUCAACCGGGGUGUAACCUCUGUGAUAAGUGAUCAAUGGUGGGUUUUGAAAAGCAGCCGGAUUCGGCAGAUCUUGGCACUACGAUCCGACGAUCAGUCUUGGGCGGAUUCAUCAUCCCAUGCACCGUCUCGACUUUCUCGCUGUCCACCCCGCAUAUUGAGGUUUGCAGAAGGUGCUCAUCAAGCAAUUACCUCCAUCAAGGAUUCGUUGAAUAUGGCUGAACCCACUCGGGAUGACCUAUCCAGCUGUUCGGGCACACCAACAUCUCAACCCUCACCGUCCGGGACUUUAGAGUGGGCCAUGGAUGCGCACCUUGAGACAAUACGCAUCCUAGAAUCUUUUUACUUGCGCAUUCUAUCUGUACUGCGGUGCGCGGUAACCGAGAUUGACACCAGCAAGGAGAUCCAGGUGGAUUUUGAAGAGGCAGCAAUUUUGUCCUGGCCAUGUUCACUCCCAAGUGCUUUCUUAGCUUCGCUUGAGCGGAGCGACUCUAACAGCCUCCAUGGAUACUCGCUUGUUAUCCUCGCUCAUUUUUAUUUGAUGAAUACUCUGGUCGAUACCUGGUAUAUGAGGGGAGCUUUCGAACUCGAGAUACUCCGAGUCAACACGCUGAUUGAAUCCUUGGAUAGCAGUCAACUGUCAACAUUUAUGCUUUGGCCCAAAGAGGUCAUGAACUUGCCAUUGACCUCUACAUCAUAG